Gigantopelta aegis is the source of this 1482-nucleotide messenger RNA. RefSeq lists its product as uncharacterized. Bases 45 to 1364 code for a protein of 439 amino acids. The record is from RefSeq and is a predicted model, not a curated record. The transcript has 3 exons. Lineage: Eukaryota; Metazoa; Mollusca; Gastropoda; Neomphalida; Peltospiridae.
CAACAGUAUGAGAACAUACGGACUGAGUAUUUCACCGAGAAGUCAUGUCUUUUUGUUUUGCCAGCCUGGUCGUUCUUGUGCUUGUAUCACACGUACCUUCCUGUCGAUGUGAUACUACAAGUAACUGGUCCUGCAACAUUAUUCAUGAGGUAGAGCGUCUUCUUGUUAAGCUGCAAACCUACCAACUUCAAAAUGAACGCUUAUUGGAAAGGAACGAAUAUUUACAAAACCUACACGAAGAAUAUCUAGAGAAAGGUGAAGAAAGACUGGUGGCCCACAAGGAAAUCGUACAAGCCUUCGAAAUACAAAUCGCUCAGGAGAAGACGAAGCUGGAGGAAACUAUGGAACAGGCGAACUCUCUAAGACUAGAAAAUUUGGAGUUAAAGGAACGUAUUAGUAAGCUGAGCAAGCACAGUAGCUUACCUGGGCCUGACUUCAGCCCCAGUGUUGUCAGCCUACAACACGAAGACCAGUCUAAGGUGCAUGGAGAAAACCCAGAGCACGAAGAUCAGUCUGUGGUGAAAGGCGAAAGACCAGGGCAGAGAAAAGCGCUUGAGGUGAAUGAUAAAAGCCCACAGCACGAACAUCAGCCUGUCGAUGAAAUAGAACUAGUAACCGAACCGUCCAAUUAUAACACACUGCCAAAGGAACAGGACACGACAGAAACUGAUACUACACAGUCAGUCAGAGAAACCCAGCCAGAAAACCCAAAACUGCCCGAACAGGCGACACCGGACCCCACUGGAAAGAGCAAGAAAGAUGUAGAUGGAGUGGGUGAUGAUCAUAAAGGUGGUGAUGCUGGUGCAAAACAUCAAGAGAAAAUGGGAAAGCAAAGUGGAUCCGCGAACAAAGAUGUAGAUGUAGUGGGUGACGGUCAUAAAGGUGGUGAUGUUGAUGCAAGACAUCAAGAGAAAAUGGGAAAGCAAAGUGGAUCCGCGAACAAAGAUGUAGAUGUAGUGGGUGACGGUCAUAAAGGUGGUGAUGUUGGUGCAAGACAUCAGGAGAAAAUGGGAAAGCAAAGUGGAUCCGCGAACAAAGAGAAUACUUCAAUAGGACAAGGACAUGUCACUGAAUCUAAACCUGCUGCACAUUACUAUUCAUCCACUGAUGCAAGUGUCCAUGUGACAGACGAGGAAGAGCAGAUCCCACAGCACAAAUCCACCACACUACACACUGGCAAGCCACACAGUUUGAAUACAAUACUGUUAAAAGCUGCUGGAGGUUUAAAGGAAAGCAGUUCUAAAACGAACGAAACGCAGAAUAACGCACCUGCAAUUAAACAUGAACAUGGUCCAAAUCAAGCUGUAGAUGUUUCUAGUACAGCUCGACUACCCGACACGAAGGUAACUCCUAAAGCAACAUGAUUAAGCCUAUAUAUGAGACUUUCACAACUGGAGUACAACUUCAAAGUUCAAAGAAGUGUCAUUCUAAAAUACCAAUUUUGUCAGGUGUAACCAUUAAAUAAAUAAUAUAUUACAAUUA